AUGGUCAAAAUAAAAAACUCUGACUUAAACAGUGGUGUUCCCUAUCCUGAUAACCAUAGUGCAAAUUUUGCCAAUGGUGAAUCAUUGUUAACAUUCUAUGGAUACAAAAUAGAUAAGAAAAGAAAAUUUAUAUAUUAUAUUUUUUCUAUCAUAACACUUGGGUUUCUUCCUCUUUUUUGUUAUUGGUAUCCACAAAUUAAAACUUAUCUUAUCUCAAAAAAAUGCAAAAUUUCUAAUGCUGAUCAAAUUUUAAUAGAAGAAAAUAAAAAUUAUAGUGUUAAAAAUGUUAAAAUAAUUCAAUCUGAUAUUCCAUUUGAAAUUCCAUUUAAGGAUACAAUUUUAAAAGUAAAGGAAUUGCAAACAUUUUCUUAUCGCAAAAUAAAUUUUAUAUGGCAUGAAAAAGAAAAAACUUACGUUAGUGUUGCUUCAUUAUGUGAUAAUGUUUAUAUUAAAAAAUUCCAUAAUAUAUUAGAAUUAAAUUCAGGUCUUGAUGAUAGUACUGUUGAAAGUAUUGAAAAACUUUAUGGAAAAAAUGUAAUUGAAGUAAAAGUGACACCACUUUUUUUAAUUGCUUUUAAAGAAUUUUUGUCUCCUUUCUAUAUUUUUCAGGUAUUUUCAGUAGCAAUUUGGUUUUCUGAUGAAUAUGUUUUAUAUGCUAGUAUAAUUGUAUUUAUUUCAAUUAUAUCAAUUUUUACUGAAUCAUGGUCUAUACAAAAAGAACAAAAAAAACUUGCUGAUAUGGUUCAUAAUGAGACAACUGUUGAAGUUAUUAGAAAUAAUGGAAAAAUUAUUACUUUAAAUUCAUCAGAUCUUGUUCCAGGUGAUUUAUUUGUUGUUCCAAAAUAUGAUUAUACUUUACAAUGUGAUGCUAUAUUAAUUAGUGGUUCAUGUAUUAUAAAUGAAUCUAUGCUUACAGGUGAAUCUGUACCAGAAACAAAAGUUCCAUUACCAGAAGAUGAUGAUGAAAAUAAUCCUAUUAAAUAUAAUGGUGAUAUUCAUGGAAAACAUUCAUUAUAUUGUGGUACAACAAUUAUACAAACAAGAUAUAAUGCUAACUCUCCUGCCAAAGCAAUUGUUUUAAGAACAGGAUUUACAACAUUAAAAGGAAAUUUAGUUCGAUCAAUUAUGUACCCAAAACCAAUUGAUUAUACAUUUACAAAAGAUUUAUUAAAAUUUGUUUGUUUUCUUUUAUGUGUUGCAUUACUUGGAUUUACAUAUACAAUUAUUUUAAUGAUUCUUAGAGGUUCAACACCAUCAAAAAUAAUUAUAAGAUCAUUAGAUAUUAUAACUGUUGUUGUACCACCAGCUUUACCUGCUGCAAUGACUAUUGGUAUGAUAAGUGCAGCACAAAGAUUAAAAAAAUCAAAAAUUCAUUGUAUUUCACAGGAGACAAUUAAUACUUGUGGAAUGAUAACAUGUUGUUGUUUUGAUAAAACUGGCACAUUAACUGAAGAUGGACUAGCAUUUAAUGGUGUUCGACCAGUUUUUAUAGAUCAUAUUAAAAAUAAUAAACCAUAUUUUGGUGAGAAAACAACAGAAUAUGUUAAAGGAAAAAUUCCUAUUAAUAGUAGAUUGAUAAGAGCUGUUGCAACAUGUCAUUCAAUUACUAAAAUAAAUGGAGAAUAUGUUGGUGAUCCAGUAGAUGUUCUUAAUUUUAAUGUAACAGGUUUUGAUUUUAAAGAAACUUUUGAUGAUAAUACUGUUAAGGAAAAAACAAGAUUUGAUAUGCUUCAACCAAAUACAUAUUCAGGUAUCUUAGAAACUAAAAAUGGACCAAAAAAUGUAACACUUGCUGUAUUAAGAACAUUACCAUUUUCAUCUGCUCUUCAACGUAUGGGUGUUAUAGUUCAUGAUGAUGAAGAUGAAGAAACAGAAAUUCAUUUUUAUACAAAAGGUUCACCAGAAAUAAUUUCAAGUUUAUGUAUACCAGAAUCAAUUCCAAAUGAUUUUACAGAUAUUGUUAAAGAAUAUACUAAAAAAGGUUAUCGUUUAAUUGCUGUUGCUUAUAAAGAUUUAUCACAUGUUAAUUUUACAAAAGCUCUUAAAAUUUCAAGAAAUGAGAUUGAAAAUAAUUUAAAAAUGUUAGGAAUUAUUGUUAUGGAAAAUAAAAUAAAACCACAAUCACUUCCUGUUAUUGAUGAAUUAAAUAAAGCUGGAAUAAGAACAUUAAUGAUUACUGGUGAUAAUAUUCUUACUGCAAUAAGUGUUGCAAGAGAAUGUCAUAUUUUAAAUAAAGAAAAAAUAUGUUUUACAGUUGAUAUAAUACCAAAUGAAAAAACAAUUAAUGGAAAGACAAAAAUUGUAUUAAAUCAAAAUUCAUUUGAUGAAAAAAUGUUAAUCAGUGAAGAAAGAUUGUCCCAACAUCUUAAAGAUAUUUAUAAUAAAAAAAAAUCAUCUCCAAUUUCAUAUCAAUUAGCAAUUUCUGGUCCAGUUUUUAAUGUUAUUUGUAAUGAAUAUCCUGAAUUAUUACCAAAAAUUAUUUGUACAUGUAAUGUAUUUGCAAGAAUGACUCCAGAUCAAAAACAAUUUCUUAUACAUUCAUUAAUUGAUCAAAGUUAUUAUGUUAUGAUGUGUGGUGAUGGUGCUAAUGAUUGUGGAGCAUUAAAAGCAGCUCAUGCUGGUAUUUCUCUUUCAACAGCUGAAGCAUCAAUUGCAGCACCAUUUACAUCAAAUAUUAAUAAUAUAAGUUGUGUUCCUAGAACAAUUCGUGAAGGUAGAGCUGCUUUAGUUACAUCAUUUGGUAUUUUUAAAUAUAUGGCAGGAUAUUCAUUAACACAAUUUGUCUCAAUAAUGCUUCUUUAUUGGAUUAAUACAAAUUUAACAGAUUUUCAAUUUAUAUUUAUUGAUUUAGGACUUAUUACAUUUUGUGCUAUUGUUUUUGGUUAUACACCAGCUUCUUUAACAAUUGACAAAAAACCACCACCAAAUAGAUUAUUAUCAUUAGCUUCAAUAAUGUCAGUUGUUGGACAGCUAACAAUUGUAGGAAUAUUUCAAUUUAUAGCUUUUAUUUGGGUAUCAAAACAAAGUUGGUUUAUACCAUUUACUAAACCAGUUACUCAUGAUGAUGAUGAAGAUAAAAGAUCAAUGCAAGGAACAGCUAUUUUUAAUGUAUCAGUAUUUCAAUAUAUUGCAUUAGCAAUUUGUUACUCAAAAGGUGCACCAUAUAGACAAAGUAUAGUAAAAAACAAAUUUUUAUGUAUUCUUUUAAUUAUACAAAUUGGAAUUGGUUUAUUCUUAGGUUUACAAGGUAUACCAGAAUUUAGUAAUUUAAUUGAUAUAGAAAUUAUUCCAUAUAUUGCUGAUCGUCUUUUUAUUUUUGGCAUAGCAUUUAUUUCUGUUACAUGUAUGUUUUUGUAUGAAAAAUUUAUAGUUGAACAUUUAAUUUUAAAUAUAAGAGAUAGAAAAAUUAAGAAAAACCAAGUAAAAAAUGGUACAUCAAAAAAAUCAUAUGAAAAAAUAUUAUCAAAAAUUGGAAAUAACAUAGAAUGGUUUGAAAAUGAUAUGUAUAAUAAUAAAAAUUCUUCAAUUGAUAUGACAUCUAUUUCUGAAUAUGAUAUAAAUUCAUUAGCCUCUUCACAUGGUAAACAAAUUUAUGUACACUCAAUGACAAAAAAUGAUUUAAAUUAUGUAAAGAAAGAUGAACAAUUGUCACAAAUUUUGACUGAGUAUUCAAAUAGAAAUAUAGUUAAUAAUUUAGAAACAUCAAAUAAGGAUAAUAUUUUGAUAAAGAAUAAGAAAAAAGAUUAUAUGAUUAUUUCUGAAUAUCAUCAAUCACCAAUUGAAGGUAAUUUUGAUUCUACAACAACAAUUGAACCAUUAACAAUAUUUUAUAAGCAAGCAUCAUCUAAAAAAGAACAUAAAUAUAAUGUAGAAAAUAAUUUUGAUAAAUUAGAUGUAUCAAGUAAAUCUUCAAUAAAUGAAAUAAAUAAUGGGAAAGUAAUUCUUACAAAUGAUUACUUUACUUUUACUACAGAAAAAACAAUAACAACAAUUUCUAAACCAUUUAUAAAAAAUAAUCUUCAACCAAAUAAAAUUUUAUUAUUUAAAAAAAAUGAAAAUAAUAAUUUGAAUAAAAAUAGAAUAAAAUUAUUAACUAAUAAUAAAGAUAUUCAAUUCCCUACAUGGAAUUUUAAAAAAAUAAGUGCUAAAAUAGAAAAGACAUCAAAAAGCAAUUUUUAUAACAAUAACAAUAUUGUAUUAGAAAAAAAUUAUGAAUCAUAUGUAAAAAAUGACUUAAAUUCUAACAAAAACGUAUAUAACAAUUUAUCAUAUAAUAAAAAUUUCAACAAAAAAGAUAAUAAUUUUUUUAGAUAUUUAAAUGUAAAAAUUGAAAAUAUGCGUAAUGAUAUUAAAAAUUAUUCUAAUGAAGAUUCCUCUAAGGAAAUUAAUAUAAAAAAUGAAGAAAAGAAAAUAAAUAAUAAAAAUAUUGAAGAUGUUAAUAAUAGUAAUAAUAUUAAAGAUAUUGAAAAAGAUAAUGAAAAUAAUUUAAAAACGAAUGCAAUUGAGAUUGUAUUUGAUGAUGAAGAAGAAGAUGAUGUUUUAACAAAACUUUUUAAUAGUAAAGAAGAAAAAAAUUUAUCGUAUUCUAUGGAAAAUGCAUCUAUUGGAGAACAUAUAACAAUUGAAGAGGUACAGUAUGAUGAAAAUGAUAUACAAAAAGAUAUUCAAUCAGAAGAUGAAUAUGAUAAUGAUUUUUUAAAAGAAGGUGAACAUUUUGAUUAUAAUGAAACAAUGCUAACAGAAUUUAUAAAUGAUAAUUUAAAAAGAGAUGAUAAUACAUUACGUACAAUAUUAGUUGAUAAAAUGUUAUUAGAAAAAGAUAUUCCUGAUAAUACAGGUGAUUAUUCUGGUUCACAUAUAUAUCCAACUCUUAUAUCACAAAAUUACAAUAAUAAUAGUUUACCAAUUAUGUUUUCAGAUAUACCUGUUUAUGUUAUGGUAUCAUUAGAUAUAUUUGAUAUAUCAAGUUUUAAUAUGCAAUCUAUGGAUUAUUCAGUAGAUUUAUUAAUUAAUAUGAGAUGGUAUGAUAUGAGAUUAAUUCAUAAAAUGAAUAAACCAAUAACUGUUUGUGAAGAAAGAAUAUUAGAAAAAAUUUGGAGACCAGAUCCAUAUAUUGUAAAUGCAAAAAAAUCAUAUUUACAUAAAAUAACUUUUCCAAAUAUUAAAAUGAGAAUAUUUCCUGAUGGAUUAGUAUUAUAUACUAUACAUAUAACUAUUCAAUCAACAUGUAAUAUGAAAUUUUGUAUGUUUCCUCAUGAUCAACAAGAAUGUUAUUUAGAUUUAUCAUCAUUAUCAUAUAGUGAUAGACAAUUAAAAUUUAUAUGGAGCGAUGAACCAUAUUUUUUAGUUAAUCCCUCAACAUUACCAGAAUUUAAAAUAAUAAAUAUAACAGUUAAUGAGUGUUUAUCUCAUGAUAAAUUAAUUACAUCAUCUUGCUUACGUUUAGCAUUUAAAUUAAGAAGAGAUUCUGCUAAAUAUAUUGUUGAAAAGUACAUACCAAGCACUCUUGCAAUGAUGUUUGCAUGGGUUGCUCCUUAUGUACCAUAUAAUUAUGAAGAUGUAAGAAUUGUUACACCUAUAACAAUUUUGUUAGCAUUAGUUCAAAUGCAAAAAGGAGAAGUUGAAACAAGGACAUCUUAUUUGACAUCAUUAGAUAAAUGGUUUGCUGUAAUGAAAGUUUUUAGUGUUAUAUCAUUAAUGGAAAGUUUAGUUGUUUUAAGUUUAGUUAGAAAAUUUAGAGAAUUAAAAAAAAAAGAAAAUAAAGCUAUUAAUGAAUUUGAAAAAGAAAUGAUUAAACUUCAACAAAGACAAGUUAAAAAAUUAUAUAAUACAAUUGAUUUAUAUGCUAGAAUAAUUUCACCAGUUGUCUUCAUUUUAUAUCUUAUAUAUUAUUUACUUUUUAUGGUAACUGGAAAUGAAGAAAAUUGUUAA
Messenger RNA from Strongyloides ratti, 5931 nucleotides. Its product is annotated as Cation-transporting P-type ATPase family and Cation-transporting P-type ATPase, N-terminal domain and Neurotransmitter-gated ion-channel transmembrane domain and Cation-transporting P-type ATPase, C-terminal domain and Neurotransmitter-gated ion-channel ligand-binding domain and Cation-transporting P-type ATPase, subfamily V and P-type ATPase, A domain and HAD-like domain and P-type ATPase, cytoplasmic domain N-containing protein. Gene Ontology annotation, cellular component: membrane. The record is from RefSeq and is a predicted model, not a curated record. Gene Ontology annotation, molecular function: polyamine transmembrane transporter activity; ATP binding; extracellular ligand-gated monoatomic ion channel activity. The transcript has 7 exons. Gene Ontology annotation, biological process: intracellular calcium ion homeostasis; monoatomic ion transport; polyamine transmembrane transport. The coding region runs from base 1 to 5931 and encodes 1976 amino acids. Lineage: Eukaryota; Metazoa; Nematoda; Chromadorea; Rhabditida; Strongyloididae.